AUGGCAACCGGCUCGGGGAGAUAUCUUCGUUAUAUACUAUUUGCUGUUUUUGGAAUUGCCAUCCUCUACUUUAUUUCCACCUCGUCACUACCCUCCUAUGCUCAACCACUGACGUCGGGCACCGCCUUCUCGUGGGAGAAACCUGAAGAAUCCAAGCCGAGUCCGAUCUUGAAUGAUGUCGCCGAUACCAUUCAUCUCCCGCAAACGACUUCUGUUGCGGAGACCUCGCAGUCCGUGGAAACAACGACUCCCCAUGUUAUCCCUACUAUUCCCUCGGAACUCUCGCCUCCGGCUCCAGGCGAGCGAGUCAAUGCGACCUUUGUGACGCUGGCAAGGAACACCGACAUCUGGGAAAUUGCCCGCUCGAUCAGACAAGUCGAAGACCGAUUCAACAGGAAUUACAACUAUGAUUGGGUUUUCUUGAACGACAAACCCUUUGAUGAGACAUUCAAAAAGGUCACGACAUCCCUCGUCUCGGGCAAGACACACUACGGCGAAAUUCCCGUCGAACACUGGUCGUUCCCGCCGUGGAUUGACCAGAAGAAGGCUGAGGCUGUCCGGGAAGACAUGCGCCGCAGGAAGAUCAUCUAUGGUGACUCGGUCAGCUAUCGACACAUGUGCCGGUUUGAGUCCGGCUUCUUCUUCCGCCAUCCACUGCUCCAUCAAUUCGAGUACUACUGGCGAGUUGAGCCCAGCGUUGAGUUGUUCUGCGAUAUCCAUUAUGAUCCUUUCCGGUUCAUGAAGGAGAACAAGAAAAAGUACAGCUUCGUCCUGAGUCUGUACGAAUAUGUCGAGACCAUUCCGACGCUAUGGGAUAGCACAAAGAAGUUCAUCAAGGCGCAUCCUGAACACAUCUCUCCUGAUAACUCAAUGGGAUUUUUGAGUGACGACGGAGGGGACACCUACAACAAAUGCCACUUUUGGUCGAACUUUGAGAUUGGCAACCUCGACUGGCUUCGAUCUAAAGCGUACAUCGACUUCUUUGAAACUCUCGACCGAGACGGCGGUUUCUUCUACGAACGUUGGGGCGAUGCUCCCGUGCAUUCGAUCGCCGCUGGUCUGCUUCUGAGGAAGGACGAGAUCCACUUUUUCAACGACAUCGCCUACUAUCACGUCCCCUUCACACACUGUCCAACUGGAGAUGACGUCCGCCUGAAACUCCGCUGCCACUGUAACCCGGCUGACAACUUCGACUGGAAGGGAUACAGCUGCACGUCUCGAUUUUUCGACCUCAACAAACUUAAGAAGCCCGAUGGGUGGGAAGCCCAGGUAUGA
Fonsecaea erecta is the source of this 1275-nucleotide messenger RNA. RefSeq lists its product as hypothetical. Gene Ontology annotation, biological process: protein N-linked glycosylation; protein O-linked glycosylation; cell wall mannoprotein biosynthetic process. Gene Ontology annotation, cellular component: Golgi apparatus; membrane. Gene Ontology annotation, molecular function: alpha-1,2-mannosyltransferase activity. The record is from RefSeq and is a predicted model, not a curated record. NCBI's taxonomy places the organism in Eukaryota, Fungi, Ascomycota, Eurotiomycetes, Chaetothyriales, Herpotrichiellaceae. Bases 1 to 1275 code for a protein of 424 amino acids. The transcript has 3 exons.